AUGUACCUCAGAUUAUCUCACUCUGAGACAAAGGAGGAUAUAUUCCUACUUCGAAAGGUAAUAAUAUUCUCAAAAAAUAUGACAGGAGAACCCAGUGAAACUAGUGGUCAAGUCAGUAUCAAGGUGUUCGGGGUCAUCUUUGGUGAGUUCUCAAACAGAGGAGCCUUUUACUGCCUGAACCUAGGAGCCUUCAUAUACGAAGGCGUUAUUGAGCAACACACAUUGGAAGCUACCAGAGUGAAUCAGCCAGAACUGAAGGAGUUGCUUUGCGGGGAGAUGUCAUUGGCCUUAAAUGUUGACUCUCCUCCUCCAUGUUCGAAGCUAGCUUCUCGAAUGAUACCCAAAAGAGUUGUAUGGCCUUCUUCGUUAGUUCCUCCGAAUACCGGGAUUCGAAGUUUAUCUAAGUUGAUAAUUGCGGUCGCUAGGAGACAAGGCAUUCUUGACAUUAACAUUAGAGUCCUUGAUUACGAUGACAAAGACCUGGAUGACUCCUUUUGGUUGGUAUUUAUCGGGAAGCAUUCGUUUCAAGAGAUGGUGGACGUCAUUGAGGUUGAAAUCAAUUUCGUAUCGAACGCGAAUAGUCUCAAGGCCAGGAACUCUUUUCUGUCGUUUAAAAUACUCGCUGGGGGCAUGUUUGAGUCGAUCUUUGAUCUUGGGAGUUAUGAGUGUAUUUCAAAUGGUGUUCCUAUUGGGUUUUCGCUGAAGAUAGCUGCUCCAAAAGUGAGAGUCCGUAUAUGGGUUCUGAAAGCCUGGCGGGAGGCCAUAUGCAUUCUUGUUAGAGAAAUCACUGAACCUAGGCCAUUUUCUACACUUUUGCUGGGGAAAUGCAGGACCUCUUGCGGCUUCGAUAAGGGCACCCACACAAACUUCGAGAAAUUUAAGGAGCAGUUGGUUCAUGCAAUUGGUUGUGUUACCGAGUUAAGGAACAAUGGUCUUUGCGUGAAAUUAGACGUUACACAAACACUGAAUCGCCCACAAGCCAGUCAGAAGGCUAGAGGUGAAGGUGAUGGAGUGGUGUAUGAGUGGAGCGGAAAAUCGUUCCGCCUAGCGUCUCCACUAGUGCCAAGCUACAAAACCAAAGCUCUCCGACCUGUGCUAUCUUUUCUCUUCAACGGCCCGCCUUACCAAUGCUGCUGCGAGACGCAGUUGUCCAUACAUGCAAAUGAGAAAUUCGGAGUAAUCUUCACCUCUUUUUGUCAUCUCGCUCUGCGAACUCUGACAUCACUGCCCGUGAGGGCCUGGCGUGACUCACGUCUGCAUUUGGCAUCAGAAAGUCCAGGGCCCAUAAGCAAAAGUGUUUCCCCUCGGGGUAGCAUUUGCGCGAUCUGGUGUCCCUAUGGGAGUCGGUGCGAAGAUCGUGUGCCUCAGUCUCGAGAGAGCUGGAGCGACACCAUACUCAAGCGAAAGAGUGAAGGUAUCAUUCGAUUCCGAUUACUCUGGUGGGGCGGGCCGUUCACAAUUUAUCAUCUUUUUGUAAGUACCACGAGUUCAUUCGAUUACUCAAGGCUUUCAUUCGACCCUCUAAACACCCACAACAUGAGGCUAUGGCAUGCCAACUGCUAGAAGAUGCCCUCACAAGCUUUGAGCAGAGCCCCCACCGUCAGACGAAGACUCUACUUUUCUAGCGCAUACAUUAUGUCGGUCCUCAUUGUCAACUUUGUCCCUGACACGACAUCGUCGCCCGAAUGGAGGAGCCCUCGAUGUUGAAACAGCAGUACCCGUCCAGAUUUUGGUACCACAUCCAUUCGCCGCCUCAUAUCGUACGAGUGGAACGUGGUCGCUCCUCCUUUAAGUGGCGCCUGGCCUGGCUUGCCUUCGGCAUCGUUGAGAUACAGAUGCAGUGUGAAAUUUGACCGCUCGGUGCGGUCAGGCGUUUCAUAGGUUCCAUCAGAGUGGGCU
This is a messenger RNA of Lindgomyces ingoldianus, 1899 nucleotides long. RefSeq lists its product as uncharacterized. The transcript is spliced from 15 exons. Bases 1 to 1563 code for a protein of 520 amino acids. Lineage: Eukaryota; Fungi; Ascomycota; Dothideomycetes; Pleosporales; Lindgomycetaceae. The record is from RefSeq and is a predicted model, not a curated record.